AUGAAUCAUGUUUUGCGUGCAUUCCUUGGAAAAUUUGUGGUUGUAUAUUUUGAUGACAUUCUGAUUUAUAGAAAAAUCUUGAAUGAGCAUGUUGAGCAUUUAAAACUUGUUUUGAAUAUUUUGAGGAAAGAGAAGUUGUUUGCUAAUAUAAAAAAAUGUUCUUUUUGUACUAACACGCUUGUGUUCCGUGGUUUUGCUGUUAGUUCUAAAGGGAUAGAGGUGAAUGAAAAAAAGGUAAAGGAAAUUCAAGAUUGGCCUAGCCCUACUUGUGUGAGUGAAGUUCGAAGUUUUCAUGGGCUGACUAGUUUUCGUAGACGGUUUGUGAAGAACUUUAGUAGCCUAGCAGCACCAUUAACUGAGGUUAUUAAGAAAGUAUUUUUUGAACCAGGAGAUUGGGUUUGGUUACAUAUGAGAAAGGAAAUAUUUCCAGCCCAAAGACGAUCCAAACUGCUUCCAAGGGGUGAUGGACCAUUUCAAGUGAUUGAGAGGAUAAAUGAUAACGCCUACAAGCUUCACCUUCCAGGUGCAGAUUUAAGGACAAAUCCUUUUGAAGAGGGAGGUAAUGAUAUGAAUAAGGAGACAACACCUAGUGAUCCAUUGCAAUUGCCAAAUGGGCCAAUAACAAGAUCAAGGGCCAAGAAAUCUAUUUUGGCUGCUUUAGUUAGGCCCCAAAGUGGUCGUGGGGCAAUAGGUGGACAGUCUGAUCCUGUGGCGGAUACUCUGGCAGCUGUGCAAAGGGAGUUAACUGCUAGUCAUCAAGCUAAUGAGAACUUGAUGAAGACUAAUGAAGAUGCAUGGAAUGCUAUGACUGUGGUGAUGAAUGAGUUGAUGUAA
This is a messenger RNA of Gastrolobium bilobum, 834 nucleotides long. RefSeq lists its product as uncharacterized. The coding region runs from base 1 to 834 and encodes 277 amino acids. The record is from RefSeq and is a predicted model, not a curated record. The transcript has 3 exons. Lineage: Eukaryota; Viridiplantae; Streptophyta; Magnoliopsida; Fabales; Fabaceae.